This is a messenger RNA of [Candida] anglica, 685 nucleotides long. The record is from the annotation of a GenBank genome assembly. Lineage: Eukaryota; Fungi; Ascomycota; Pichiomycetes; Serinales; Debaryomycetaceae.
UUCUACUUUGGCACCACCUAUAAACAUGUCUACAAGGGACUCCCACUUUUCAUUCAUUCAUCUAGAAGAUCCCAACCAUGUGCUACAUAUGGAAAAGUGGCAAGAUAAUCCGAUUCCUUUCGACGAUAUUGACACCCAAGCAUUGUUUGAUGCAACUGCAAACCUAUUCCCCCAGUAUUUACUUGAAGAAGAAGAAGAUGGAGGCAUUCCUAUAUCAUCAUCCACGAUAGGGGCUAAGAUAAUAAAGGAUAGAAAAUUAUUAAAGGAUCGUACUUGGCAGGACCUUGGGAUCUUUGAUAGGUUUCUUGAAGAAUCUGCUCCCAAGAGACGAGAUGAAACGAUAUUGAAGUCAGUAUACACCAAACUGCACAACCCAGUGUAUGACGUCGACAAUGAACAUCCAGAAUUAACCAUGGCCGAGUUCUUGUCCAGUGGAUACGAGGUAGAUAUGGUGGAUGAACAUGAAAUCUCGUCAUCUGAUAUUGUGAAUGACAGUAUCAUGGGUAACACUGGUGAUCUUUCUCUCACAUCAUCGGACUUAUUGGGUCCAUCUGGGAACUUUUCUAUGAAUGUACGAUCUAGUUCUGUCAAUUCGAAUGCUGUACAGACUCCUAGACCCCCCAGAACUAGACAAUUAUCUACAGAUCGAAACUUCCAAACGCCAAUUACAAGAAUCAUUCGAUAA